Molecule: messenger RNA, 1263 nt
Organism: Populus nigra (black poplar)
Lineage: Eukaryota; Viridiplantae; Streptophyta; Magnoliopsida; Malpighiales; Salicaceae
Exons: 9
Coding region: 329-1144 (271 amino acids)
Source: RefSeq, a predicted model, not a curated record
ACUAUGGAGGACGAAGUGGAACAUGGAUCAAUCUAGUGUAAAAAGAGAAACCUGUAAAAAUCUUUGGGAAGUCAAAAGCUCUCUGUAUUUCUCUCUUGUUUGUGUUUGUUUGGAACCUUCAUCCAUGGCAGGCUCCAUAAAAUUGCUCUUCUUGUUAUUGAUAUCACUUUCUUUCACCUAUAUUACAUCAGAGCCAGAGCCAGAGCCUCAACGUUUUUCUUUGGAAGAUAUACUUGACCAACUCAAGUCCCAUAUCUCUGUGUUAGUUAAUUAACUCCUGGUCAUUGAGAUACAUGUUUUGGCAUUCAGUUUGACUACCUCAUUGACCAUGCUCUUUCUUCUUCUUCAUGUUGAUAAAGAGUCAAGGAUUGAUGACAGAACCCGUGAAAUAAGAAGCAAGGAUGAGAAAAUUAGACAGAUGGAGAUGAUCAUUCAUGAGAAAUCCAAAAGCAUUGAUUCAUUAAUGAGUGAGAUAGAAUCACUCCAGCCAAAAGGAGUCAUAGAUGUCAAAGAACAGUCAAGUAAAUCAUAUGCUCGGAUCGGUGAACUUGAGAAGCAGGUUGACAAACUUAGAAAGGAAUUAGAAUCACAAAGUCAGGAAAAAGAUUCUGUUGAAAUCCGAGCAUAUGUAGCUGAGAAAAAAAACAAAGAGCUUAGUUUGAAAUUAGAAACUGUUCAGGUUCAUGGAGAAUGGUUUCCACAUUGGCUUACAGUUUAUUUUUCUAAUUUUAAGUACCAUGUGGUGACUCACUGGGAUGAACACGGGAGACAAGCCUUGGACAUGACAGUUCAGAAGGUGCUAGAAAAGAAAUCUCAAUUUGACAAGUGGGCCGAGCACCACACUGAAACAAUUUAUAAUAAAUGGAUCCCCAUGUUCAAGGACUGGUUGUUGAACUGUAUAAGCUAUCUUUGGGAAUGCAUUCCACCACAAACUACCAAGUGUGAUGAGCUCUUCCAUGCAUGGAAGAAGACUGCAUUACACCAUGCUAUCAACGUACAAGAAAUGGCUGGUCCUUGCUUGAAAGAAGCAAGGAAGUUUACUCAGCCAUGCAUCAACCAGGUUGCAAAAAUGACAAGAUCCUUAGUUAAAAGGGCGGUGGCAGCAAUAAGGACGAUGAUAGGGUUGAUGGUGAAGUGGUGGUAGGGCAGGAGUAGAGCAAGGAUAUUAGAAAUAAUUGAAUGAUAUUGUUUAUUAAUUAUUGUAAAAUAUUUUAUGGUUUUAUGCAUUUAAAAAUAUUUUUUAAUAAAUUAAUUAAGUUUACA